Conger conger (European conger) is the source of this 1339-nucleotide messenger RNA. It is a transcript of the gene tbca, whose product is annotated as tubulin cofactor a. NCBI's taxonomy places the organism in Eukaryota, Metazoa, Chordata, Actinopteri, Anguilliformes, Congridae. Bases 171 to 497 code for a protein of 108 amino acids. The record is from RefSeq and is a predicted model, not a curated record. Gene Ontology annotation, cellular component: microtubule cytoskeleton; cytosol. Gene Ontology annotation, molecular function: beta-tubulin binding. Gene Ontology annotation, biological process: post-chaperonin tubulin folding pathway; tubulin complex assembly. The transcript is spliced from 4 exons.
GUGGUCAGCUCUGGCUUGUCGUAAAUGCGAGCGCUGCUCAUGCGCAGUUCGGUCCAACUCCGUGUCACCGGCAAGGCUGAGAAUCGGCGAUAGAGGCGUGUUUGUAUUAGGCUCCUGAAAGCUCAAGUUCUUCGAUUUAUUUAACGUUUGUUCGUUUUGGUUCAGUUAUUAUGGCCGAUCCCCGAGUACGACAAAUUAAAAUUAAGACCGGAGUAGUUAAACGCCUGGCGAAAGAGGAGGUGCUCUAUGUGAAAGAAGCCAAGCAGCAGGAGGCGAAGAUCGAGGGACUGAAAGCUGAAGGAGGGGAUGAGUACGUCAUCAAGAAGCAGAUGGAGGUCCUCCAGGAGUCGCACAUGAUGAUCCCUGACUGUCACCGGCGCUUGGCCAUGGCACACGCUGACCUAUCACAGUUACUAGAAACGGAAGCCGACCUUGGAGAGCUAGAGGAAUACAAAGAUGCCAGAACUAUGCUGGACUCUGUGAAGUUGGAGGGAUGAUGGUUUCAUCAUGGUUUCAAACAGCCGUGUCCAUUCCACUGAGUCAGGCAUUGGAAGCAUAAAGACAAACAUAACGUGAAACUUUUUUCUUGUAUUGCUUGCUGACUAAUUAUCCUACAUGUUGUUAAUUGAUUGUGCAGUUCAAAUAAUCAAAUAAAUGUUUUUUUUUUCAAUCCUACGUGAUUUUGUCAUCAAUGAAAAUUUCCACAAGAAACAAUUUCACAACAAUGUACGGUAAAGUAUUGUGCAUAGUGACUAUUUUGGGAUUAACAAUCAUUAAAGCAUCAUAAUAACAAGUCUAGGUUAUCUCUAUAAAAAACUGUAAUGUAAGCAGUCCUAUAUUACCUUGAAGUACCAAAAUGCGAUUGAGCAGUGAAAGCUAAGUUCAUGUUCAUCGAUAGUGGAAGUUUUCAUUGCUGGUUAUUGGAACUGUUCAGGUUACUGAGUGGAGUUUGGAACACACCAAUAGCACUUUGUUUGCAUUUAAUAAAUAUUUUGAAUAUUGUGUAUAUAUCGGCAGUAAUAAAAUGUAAGAUUUGCAGUCACUUGCAGGUUAGAAUGGAGGUUAAUCAGCUAGGUUUAUAUGCCAUGCAGAACUGUGCAAGUGUAACCUGUCUGUAGGUCAGGAGUCAACUCAAAUUUACUUUAUCCCUCAAUAAAAAUAAGCAAAGAUGGAUCUCAAGAAGUAAAAAUACAACUAAUGAGCUGUCACUCUUAAUUAUUUGAAAUAAAAUCAAAUAGAAAUGUUUUCGCAUUAAUAUGCUAAUUUGUAAUCCUCUGCAUUAUCGACUCCCGUGGCAUCCUGCUUCACUGUGUUAUUAAAAUGAGGUAAAAUCCGAAAA